UCACUGCUGCCACUUACCGGAAGUGACGUCCUUCCGACGUCUAUAUACAGCACGUCUAUGGUAAACGGGCUUGUUUAUAGGAGGUUGCCAUGCGGUUUAAGUCUCGGUACUUCCUGUGUGAGCUGGUGCUGGAGGACCCCCGCCGGAGGCAGAACCUGUCGCAGGGCACGGUGCUGUACAAUGUGAAGGAGGCAGUGGCUCGCCUGCAUGGCGACUUCGGGGCUGCGGCUGCAUCUAUAGCCCUCACAGUGAAAUACCUUAAUGCAUACACUGGCAUAAUCCUCCUUCGAUGCCGGAAAGAUUACCACCAGUUCCUAUGGUCAUCCCUUCCUUUUAUCACCAGCCUAGAGAACAGAGGUCAGCGGUAUCCUUGUUUAAUAAACACAUUACAUGUUGCAGGCACUAUACGUUCAUGUCAGAAAUUCCUUAUCCAAUACAACAGACAACAGUUGAAUAGAUUAUUAAAAAACUGUACCACUCCUAGUGAGAAGGAAGCGAUCCGUAAGUCUAUAGCCAGCUGUUCCUUACAAAAUGUGGAAGAGCCAGAGUAUGAAGAGAUGGAGUAACUGAUUGAUUUGCCAAAUGACAAUGCAGGUGGAUACUAAGGUUCAGUUAGGUUUUCUAUGGUGUGUUAACAGGCUGCUUAUUCACAGUACAAAUGUUGGACAUUAAGUUUAUUGUAGCAAACAGAUUACUUGUUUUAUAUACUUAUGAAAUAUAUUUUGUAUACAAGAAUAAACCUUUUGAAUGGAUCACUAUUCA
Rana temporaria (common frog) is the source of this 762-nucleotide messenger RNA. RefSeq names its product POP5 homolog, ribonuclease P/MRP subunit (gene POP5). The record is from RefSeq and is a predicted model, not a curated record. Gene Ontology annotation, biological process: tRNA 5'-leader removal. Gene Ontology annotation, cellular component: ribonuclease P complex. Bases 90 to 566 code for a protein of 158 amino acids. The transcript has 5 exons. Lineage: Eukaryota; Metazoa; Chordata; Amphibia; Anura; Ranidae. Gene Ontology annotation, molecular function: ribonuclease P RNA binding.